Messenger RNA from Linum tenue, 2983 nucleotides. The record is from the annotation of a GenBank genome assembly. NCBI's taxonomy places the organism in Eukaryota, Viridiplantae, Streptophyta, Magnoliopsida, Malpighiales, Linaceae.
CAUUCCCCAUAGACCUUUUUUUUUUAUGGGAACGGCCACCAUUUUCGAAAUUUACCCACGCACUCACAAGUCACAAAUCUCCCUCUUCUUCGCCGUCUCUCUUUCUCUCUCUCGCUCACCUGUCUUCCCACGGAGCACCGAAAGUGGAACCAGACGAUGAGCGAACUUGGGGUGGAAGAUGAAGAGUGGGAAGUAGAUUUCCUCGAGGCGGUCAACCAGGCCGAAGAACUCGCCAAGGCUUGCUCCUCUUCCUCUUCUUCCAAAUCCAAACCCUCGUCUCCACCCCCCGCCACCGUCGCCUACUUGCCGCACCCACCUUCGCAGCUUCCGUCCUUCCACUAUCGCCAACCGACGCCUUCCCGUCCCGCCGCCGUGAAUUCUUCUAUCAGUUACUCGCCUCCGCGGGAGCUAACUCAAAGGCCCCUCAAUGGUGGAUCCUCUUUGCCCCGCUCUUCUCCCCCUUCCGUUUCUCCCCCGACCGAUGGGGCCAAAGACGAAGAAAUUCAGCGACUGAAGAAGGAGUUGGAACGGUGCUCUAAGCAAUUGGCUGUAGCGGAGCAUGAAUGCUCUGAACUAAAGAAGGAGAGGGUUAAGAAAGACGAGCAGCUUAAGUACUCACGUUCUAGUUUCGAUGUUAACUCUUCAAACGCUAGGAACUUUUGCAGGGAAAGGGAAGGGUUUGCUGGGAAUGAUGCUCAUGGAGCUUGUUUCAAGUCUGGAGAUGCUAAAGUUGUGGAGGACCGUCAUAGAGAUAGAUUGACUUCAUCCUCCAAGGCUGUUGGGAUUCAGACUGAUAUAGAUUGUGAUCCUGUAAGAGAAAAUGUAGGCAAUCGGGCAUCUUCUUGCUCUCCUUUUCCUGAGAACUUGCUUUCUGUGUGGGGAUCUACAAGCCGCCAACAGGCAGGGAGACAUCUAUUCUCUAAGUUACUGACGGCCUGUCCAGCAGAAUUUCGUGUUCUUUUUGGGAGCAUGAGCUUGAGUAUGUCCGCUGCAGUUCCAGCAAGUGCAUCUUCUGCUUCGGUUGUGAACCAUAUACACAUAUUUGAUACAUUCGAUGCCACGAGAGUAUCCGAUUUGUAUAAUGUCAUGAUAAAGAUCAGCAACGGGCUGCUGAAGAUGGAGGCUUUUUUUGGACCCUUGCUUGAUCUCUGUGGUGUUAAAAAUGUAGAAAUUUCACGUAGCUGUUUGUGCAUACUGCAUGUUCUUCUGAAGCAUCUUUUGAGUUUCGGAAGGGAAUCGGGAAGAAGGCUUGAUAAUUGCACUCUACUCAGGGACAAUGUCAAAGUUGAGGGACUUCACCAUGACAACAGCGGGAAGGAUACAACUUUGUUGAGUGUCAUUCAGGGGCACAAGGAGUCUUAUGAUGUCUCGAACACAUUUGGGAUUAGAAAUCGUGACCCCCAAAUUCUUAGUCAAGAUGGAUUUGCAGAUAGCAGCUUUGCAUCUCCUUUGGCAUGUGUAAACUGGCAUUUACUAUUCGAAAUGAUGCUACAAAUUUCCACGGAAGAUAUUGAAGUACGGGUGCGGGUUGAGGCAAUAUCUAUCAUGAACUUGGUUGUCAUGAGAAGUAAUGCAUCUGCGGAAAGGGAAAAGUUUGGCACUAAAAAGGUACUGGAAAGCAUAGCACGAUUUCUCAAAAAGGAAGCUGGCUUGUCCGUGCAAAAGGAAGCUGUUCGCCUGCUGUUUUUGCUCCUAAACUGUCCCAAGCUACUGGUCAGUUUCUGCUCUAGUUGCAAUCAGCAGAGUGCCAAUGCUGCAAAAGAUGUGGAGACUGUCUCUAAUGGCAAUGUAUGCAGUCUCAUCCUCAGCGGCUUGGCAGAAUGCAUUUCUUGCCGUGGCAAUAGUUUGCAGGACAUAGAACUUUGCAAAAGGGCUAUUUCUACACUGGCAUUCGUGGCUGCUUCUGAGAAGUCUGGUUAUGAAAUUCUUGUUGGUCGCCGACUAGUUGGAGGCGGGAAUUUUCUUAUGCUGAUCUUGCAAGAAUUGGCAUCCGAAACCAACUUCGAAGGGUCAUCAGUUUCAGUGGAACCUGUAGAAAAAGUUCGAGCAAGGACGAUGCUAAUUAGGGAGGCACUGAUACUACUUAAUAGACUCGUGUCCAACCCAGGUUCCUCGGCAAUAGUGCUGCGGGUGUUAACAGGUAGCAGAGACAUGGCGAGCUUGACGAUUGAGGUUGCAAGCAGGUUGUCUUCAAAAGAACAAACGCCAAUGCCAGGGUACUACUGCAGCAGACCAACGUGGCAACCGAUGGAGUCCGAAGUUAUGGAACUGGCUCAAAAAUUCAGGAGAAGAGUGUUUGCUUACUUAGGAUCCAUGGUUACUUGAAUUGGACCAUGCAAAGGUUUUUGAGCUUUCUGUUCUACAGCAGAAGAUUAUUCCGGCUGGGGCUUAAAUAACAAGCUUUCUUGCUUGUCUCUCCACAAUUUUGGCGGCUAUGGUGGAAAGAUCGAAAAGUUUCCAGAUUCCUUUUUGGGGGUGCUCGCCGGAGACUGACGUUUGUCCCUUUCAGAGGAUCUCAGCUUAGUCUGGUGCAAAGAGGCGGUCUUUCUCUUUCCCUGGUUCUCUGUUUACUGUUGUAUUAUGUAUCAUGUGAUUUUGGUAGGGAGAGAACCAAAAGGAAUGAGCCCCCUGUUUUUCCCGGUUAAGUGCAUGAGUUCAGUAUUAAGCUCUCCUGCUUAUAGUUCUUGAACGUAUGAACAUCUUCCAUGAAGACUCUCCUGCCAGCCCCAAUUGGAUGAAGAGAAAUUACAAGGGAAGCACCUGUGGUAGAAACUAGAAAGACACAUUGGAAACAGGUUAGCUCUAGAUUUUGGACGACUAACGUGUGGAUCCAGUUUUUGGAAGACAAGAGGUGUUGAUACUACCAUGGCACCAUUUUUUAAUCUUAUCUAAGGCGUGGAUCCUAUCCAAGCGUUUUUACAAUGCUGUGCUUUAAUGUAGAAACUUGAAAUUGUACUAUUAUUAUGCUAUAAAGUAUUGGCAC